AGCUUUUAUUGUAAAAGUAUGUGGGAUAAGGCAACAGACCAAAAGCACUGACUUAUGACAGUAACUCAGUAGGAGGUCAACCUCUAGCUCAGAAGAGCUGACACAGCUUUGCCGGGCUUGUUGGUUUUGCUUUUUAACUAAGACAAGAGGCAGAAGGGAGAUACACCUGAGAGACAAAGAAAGUGGGAACAAAAGGUGUGGUGUUAGAUCGAAGCAAUGAAAGAGGAGGGAAGAAACCGAACUGACAGGUUUAGCCUUGGGGGAGGCAGUUCUGAAUUACUCUUUGUGUCUCUCAAACAACAUGGUUUCCGUUUUCUGCCAAAGCCUUGUGCAGAACUCUCAGCUUGCCCCCUACAAUUACCUCUCACUUGCCUGACUGCAAGAGGAUUCCACACUCGGGUUUGAAUGCGCUGAAGGUGCACAAUGUCCAGGAUGACUCAGGUGUUAAAGUUGCAGAGAUCCUGGUCCCUUUCUGAUGGUUCAGAAGACGGAUGGCCGACAGACCCUGAUCCAGAAGACCUGGAUUGGGAUAACUUUAGCAUGACUCUGGAGGAACAAUUGGCAGCUGAGCAGGAGAGCUUAUUGGAGACAGAACAGCGGUGCACCCAGCUGGGGAAAGUGAAACAGGAGCUCGAGUCCCAGGUGUCUAAGCUGAGUAAUCGCCUAGAAGAGGAAGAGUCUUGCACAGCUGAACUAGCCACGCACAAACAAAGACUAGAGACGGAGUGCUGCAACCUAAAACAGGACCUUGAGGAAUUAGAGGCUACCUUGACUGUCGUGAAGGAAGAGCAGACCUCAGGAGUAUACAUCCGGACACUGUCUGAGGAGUUGUUGCAAAGUGAUGAGGCUGCGAUAAACCUACAGAAAGAAAAAGAGCACCUGGAGGAACUCAAUCAGCAAACCUUUGAGAACCUACAAGCGGAGGAAGAAAAAGUGAACCUGUUAACCAAAGAAAAAGCAAAACUUCGGGUGCAAGCAGAGAAUUUAGAGUACCACCUAGAACAGGAGAAGAAGCACCGGACCGACUUGGAGAAAACCAAACGGAAGCUGGAAGGAGACAUCAAGAUGACCAUCGAAAAUCUGAACGAGAUGGAGAAACUAAAGACAGACCUUGAAGAAAUCAUUAAAAAGAAAGAUGUGGAGAUAAACACAAUGAACAACAAGCUGGAGGAGGAAGAAUCAACGAGCAUGAAUCUUCAGAAGAAAAACAAGGAAUUCCAGGUGCGUAUCGAGGAGUUAGAGGAGGAGCUGGAUGCAGAACGGGUCAUAAGAGCGAAGGUAGAGAAACAGCGCUCUGACCUGUCAAGGGAGCUGGAUGACCUCACUGACAGGCUGGAAGAGGCCGGAGGAGCCAUGGCUUCCCAGAUUGAGAUGAAUAAGAAGCGUGAGUCGGAGCUGCUGAGACUUCGCCGCGAGCUGGACGAAGCUGCCCUGCAAUCGGAGACCAUGGCAUCAGCUCUGCGCAAGAAGCACACUGAGGUGGUGGUGGACAUGACUGAGCAGUACGAGAGCCUGCAGAGGGUGCGCAUAAAACUGGAGAAGGACAAGCAGAACAUGAAACUGGAAAUAGAUGAUCUGUCAGCCACCGUAGACAAUAUGCAGAAAGCCAAGGUCUCUAGUGAUAUCCAAAUGAGGAAACUAGAAGAUUUACUUGCAGAAUCAAAUUCUAGGAAUGAAGAACUGCAAAAGGGGCUCAAUGAACUGAACCUCGCCAAAACAAGGCUCACAGCUGAAAAUAAUGAACUUGGCAAUCAACUGGAGAAAGUGGAAAAUAGAGCCAGUCAUACCAAUAGGACAAAGGCCCUGCUGAUAGCACAGAGUGAAGACCUGAAGAAGCAACUGGAAGAAGAGAAUAAGUCAAAGAGUACACUGGGAAGCAGCCUUUCCAAUCUUAGCCACGAAUGUGAAAAGUUAAGGGAGCAACUGGAAGAAGAGCAGGAGAGCAAACUGGAGCUCCAGAGACUAGUCUCCAAACUCAACAGCGAGGUGACCCACUGGAGGAACCGCUACGAGGCUGACGCCAUUCAGCGCACCGAUGAGCUUGAGGAGGCCAAGAAAAAACUUUCAUCACGUCUGCAGGUGGCAGAGGAAGCUGUGGAGGCCUCCCAGUCAAAGUGCUCUAGCCUGGAGAAAACCAAGCAGCGACUGCAGGGAGAAGUUGAGGAUCUCUGCAUUGAUCUGGAAAAGGCCAAUGCUACAGCAGGAGCUCUGGACAAGAAGCAGCGUGUGAUGGAGAAACAGCUGUCAGACUGGCGUCAGAAAUGCGAGGAGAUGAUGGCUGAGAUGGAAGGGUGCCAGAAGGAGAGCCGCCAACAUGCCACCGACCUCUUCAAACUGAAAACUGCGUACGAAGAGGCCAUUGAGCAAGUGGAGGUUUUAAAGAGGGAAAACAAAGCACUGCAAGAGGAGAUCACUGACCUUACAGACCAGCUGGGAGAAGGCAGCAGAAGUAUCCAUGAGCUUCAAAAGUCCAAGAAGAGAAUGGAGAUGGAGAAGGAUGAGCUCCAAGCAGCUUUGGAGGAGUCUGAGGCAGCCUUAGAGGCUGAAGAAACCAAAGUAGUGCGACUGCAGGUAGAAUUGACGCAGACAAAGUCUGAUAUAGAUCGGAGGAUCCAAGAGAAGGAGGAGGAGCUUGAAGCUUUGAGGAAAAAUCACCUCCGAGCACUAGACUCACUACAAGCCAGUCUUGAUGCUGAAAUAAAGGGCCGAACUGAGGCCGUGCGAAUGAAGAAAAAGCUGGAAGGAGACGUCAACGAGGUGGAGAUCCAGCUGGACUUGGUUAAUAAGAAUAAUGGAGACCUGCUGAAAACCAUCAAGAAAAUGCAGCAGCAGAUAAAGGACUUGCAGACACAGAUCGAGGAUGAGUCCAGACAGCAAGAAGAGGUGAGAGAACAGUACAACUUGAUGGAGAGACGCUGCAACCUUCUGGCAACUGAGAUGGAGGAAACUCGGACUAGCGUGGACGCCUCUCAGCGGGCCUGCAAGAUCUUAGAGCAGGAGCUGAUUGAAAUGAACGAUACGUACAACGAACUGAACAGUCAGUUCCAGUCAGUGACAAAUUUGAAAAGAAAGCUGGAAGCAGACUUGCAGCAGCUAAAUACAGAGCAUGAAGAACUGCACAAUGAGGUCAGAGCUGCCGAAGAAAAAGCGAAAAAAGCCACAUCUGAGGCUGCAAGGAUGUCAGAGGAACUCCGUCAGGAGCAAGACCACACCCUUCACCUGGAGAGAGUCAAGAAAGGACUGGAGAUGCAGAUCAAGGACCUGAACACCAGACUGGAGGAGGCUGAGCAGCUGACCAUGAAGGGAGGCAAGAAAAUCAUUCAGAAACUGGAAGGAAAAGUGAAGGAGUUGGAGCUGGAGCUGGAUGGUGAACAGAAGCGCCAUGCGGAGAGUGUGAAGACCCUGAGGAAGAACGAGCGGCGCCUCAAGGAGCUGGUGUUCCAGGCGGAGGAGGACCAGAAGAACCAGCAGAGGAUGCAGGAGCUGGUGGAGAGGCUGCAGAACAAACUUAAGGCCUACAAGCGACAAGUGGAGGAGGCUGUGAGUAAUGCUAUGUUACACUUGGCCAAAUACAGGAACUCGGUCCACAUGUUGAAUGCAAAGGAGAGAGCUGACAUCGCAGAGACAGCUCUGACAAAGAUCAGAACCAAGAACAGAGCCAGCUUCGGCAAAGGAUACUCUUCAGGCUACAGUACUCCCUUUGCCAACAUUGUCCGAUCCCCAAGCUCUGCGGGCUCUGAGGGAAGAGGAGAAAAGAUAAUGAAUGAUGAGGACACAGCUUCUCUGAUCCCAGCCUAUUUGAACUCCCUGAAGAAACUCAUGAUCGAAUAAUAGAAGAUGUAAUAAUAUAUUGAAAUUGAAAUAUUACAGAAUCUAAACAGCACUAUAGGAAGAAUAACCACACUUGUUUAGUUAGAGAUACAAACUGACUUUACUUCUGUUUGACGGAACGGUGGUCCCUAAUUCACAACUGCCCGGGGUUUUAUUCUAAAUGUCACCUUGUAUUGCAAGUAACCAGUUAUUAAAGUGUCACAUUACCUUUAAGUUAGUUGGCAAAUAAUUUCCAAUUAAAUCUUCUUAGUUUUCUUUAAUGUUCCUUUACUUUUGUUAUUGUAUUAGUAUGAGUUCAAAAGCUGCUGCUCAGUUUUAGUUGCCUGACAGAGACAUGUGCAGUCUAGGCUAGAUCAGCGCCAUCUAGUGUUUUACCUAUCUACAGCAUGCAACUGGAAUUGAAGAGCAGCUCCUGAACUCAUAGUCAGAGCAUGUUAACACGUCUGACACUUCAAAAAUAGUAUUUGAGCUAUUGCAAUAAGAACAUAAAUAAGAAAGAACAUGUAAAGCUACUUGAAGAUGCUUUGAGUCACAGACGAGUGUGUGCUGCUUUAUGUGCGCUGGCAAGCUGCUGACCUGGUUUAAACACAAACCAGGAUAGAGAGUAGUCCCUGAGAACUGAAUUUGGGAACCAUUGUCGCUUAACAGAUUUUAAGCCAGGAUUUAAUAAUACUGCUUCUAACAAAUCAGCAAUAUCAUAUUGGAACCGCAUAUUCAUGGUUCCUCUUAUUAGGGUUUAAAGCCCCCACUUGAACACAAUACUUCAGUGUGGAAUAAUGGGUUCUCUUUGUGUUUUUUUUUUGUUCUUUACUAAGCAAUGCAUUUGGUCAUGGAACACACAGGUGGCAUAGAGGUGGUCUCAUUGCCUUUUUAAUAUAUAUUUUUUUAGUGUAUGGUAAUGGUGAGUUAAGAUUCUUCCUUGAAAAAAUUCCACAUUCCGUUAAAAAUCCCAUUAAAAAAAAUUAACUUAAAGGAAAAGUAUUUUAGCUACUACAUGCUGGGCAUCUAAUGUACAGUAUAGCUUUUUAGGCCCUAUUCAAUUUUGAUCUCUAAAGAAGGUUUGGAGUUAAUGCGCAUGCUUUUAAAACACUUGUUAAUCUAAGCACAUAUACAAAACUCUAAGGAAACCAUCUUGAAAUAGUUAAAGUGAGUCGUGCUUUAUACCUCUUAGAUACAGAAAUUAAAUUAAGCAUUAUCCGCAGGCUU
This is a messenger RNA of Polyodon spathula (Mississippi paddlefish), 5037 nucleotides long. RefSeq lists its product as uncharacterized. The record is from RefSeq and is a predicted model, not a curated record. Lineage: Eukaryota; Metazoa; Chordata; Actinopteri; Acipenseriformes; Polyodontidae. The coding region runs from base 424 to 3831 and encodes 1135 amino acids. Gene Ontology annotation, cellular component: myosin complex. The transcript has 23 exons.